Vespa mandarinia (Asian giant hornet) is the source of this 1946-nucleotide messenger RNA. RefSeq names its product Cytochrome P450 4g15 (gene Cyp4g15). Gene Ontology annotation, molecular function: monooxygenase activity; iron ion binding; heme binding. The record is from RefSeq and is a predicted model, not a curated record. NCBI's taxonomy places the organism in Eukaryota, Metazoa, Arthropoda, Insecta, Hymenoptera, Vespidae.
GAAUCAUUGUCGAAAAAUGAAUUUCUGUUUGUAAAAGAAGUAGUAGGGGAUCCUAAGAGGUUCGCUUAUAAAAGAGAGCGAUCGUAAAGCGAGAUCGACAGUUUGUUGGUAAUUCGUUGAUAAAGGUGUUUAUAUUUUAUAUUCGUCUUAAGGAACAAGAACAAAAUGUCAGUAAUGGAGCCGGAAAUAAUUGCCGGAUCUGUUGUGGAAGCUUCAGAUAGUGGUUUAUCGACAUUAUCAAUGUUCUUCGUUCUUCUACUACCAACACUCAUUCUCUAUUACAUCUAUUUCCGUAUUUCUAAUAAACAUAUCAUAGAACUCGCGGAUAAACUUCCUGGACCUAAGGGAUAUCCUAUUAUUGGUAGCGCUUUGGAAUUUCUUGGAAGUCCCGAUGCAAUAUUUAGUAAAGCAAUGAAAUAUGCAGAAGAAUAUGACCAUUUAGCUAAAUUUUGGAUUGGACCGAAGCUCCUUGUCUUUCUGAUUGAUCCACGUGACAUUGAGGUAAUUUUGUCCAGCCAUAUUUACAUUGAUAAAUCCACGGAAUACAAAUUCUUCCAACCAUGGCUCGGAAACGGGCUUCUCAUAUCUUCAGGACAAAAAUGGCGUGCCCAUCGUAAACUAAUAGCACCUACUUUCCAUUUGAACGUUUUGAAGAGUUUCAUCGAUCUCUUUAAUGCAAAUUCGCGUGCGGUUGUUGAGAGAAUGCGGAAAGAAGACGGCAAAGUAUUUGAUUGUCACAAUUACAUGUCCGAGACAACGGUUGAGAUACUUCUUGAAACGGCUAUGGGCGUAUCGAAGUCUACACAGGGACAAAGUGGAUUUGAAUAUGCGAUGGCCGUAAUGAAAAUGUGCGACAUACUUCAUCUUCGACAUACCAAAGUUUGGCUGAGACCCGAUUGGCUCUUCAAUCUUACCAAGUAUAGUAAAGAUCAGAUUAAACUUUUAGAAAUUAUACAUGGACUCACGAAAAAAGUGAUCCAACGUAAGAAGGAAGAAUACAAGAGCGGUAAACGUAAUAUUAUUGAUACCACCGGAUCUAAAACGUUCGAAAAGGUUACCACGGUUGAAGGUCUGUCUUUCGGUCAAUCAGCUGGUUUGAAGGACGAUCUCGAUGUCGACGAUAAUGAUGUUGGUGAGAAGAAAAGACAGGCUUUCUUAGAUCUCUUGAUCGAAGCUGGUGAAAGUGGUGUGAUAUUAAAUGAACAGGAAGUCAAGGAACAAGUAGAUACCAUUAUGUUCGAGGGACAUGAUACCACAGCUUCCGGAUCCAGUUUCUUCCUGACAAUGAUGGGUUGUCAUCCUGACAUUCAAGAGAAAGUAAUCCAAGAACUUGAUGAGAUCUUUGGAGAUAGCGAUAGACCUGCCACUUUCCAGGACACUUUGCAAAUGAAAUAUCUUGAACGUUGUCUCAUGGAAACUUUACGCAUGUAUCCGCCAGUACCGAUCAUUGCUCGUGACGUCAAGACAGAUAUAAAACUUGUUUCUGAUAAUUACACUAUACCAAGAGGAUGUACUGUCAUCAUUGGUACAAUAAAAACCCACCGAUUAGAAUCGAUUUAUCCAAAUCCAAAUGUCUUCGAUCCGGACAACUUCCUUCCGGAAAGGACAGCCAACAGACAUUAUUAUGCAUUUAUACCAUUCUCCGCUGGACCUCGUUCUUGCGUUGGCCGAAAAUAUGCCAUGCUCAAACUAAAGAUUCUACUUUCAACGAUUCUAAGAAACUUCCGUGUAAAAUCGGAAGUCAAAGAGGAUGAUUUUAGGCUACAAGCUGAUAUUAUUCUCAAGCGUGCCGAAGGAUUCCCUGUCAGAUUGGAACCGAGGAAACGUGUUAGCGUUCAGGCUUAAUUAAUAAUUAAUACAUUUAAUCUUCUUUUUAUCUUAUUAAGAUUUGGAUAUGUUAAAAAAAAAAAAAAAAAAAAAAAAAAAAAAAGUAAAAUAAAAUAAAA